GUUUGUUGGCGUUGCCCGCCGCCCGCGCCCCGCGAGGGCAUUACAACCAUCGCGAACGCUACUACUAACAUCUUUAGAUGCCGUCAGCUCAUGUUUCUGAAUAAUGUGUGCUAUUGUGAAUUGUACUAAUUGAUCACGGUGGCCCUUGUUACUAAACAGUGUGUUACAGUGUUAUAUUUUACCGACGAGCGAACAUCUAGUGAAAUAAUAUAAAAUCGUGAACUUUUUAGCAACUAUAACAUUGCAAAUGGCCUAAAUUGGACUCCUUAUGUGUUCCAGUGAAGUUCACAAAGACACAACUUAGAAACAGUUCAAGGGAUUCGAUGUUUUGAUCUCCUGUAUUGCCAUAGAAUCUUCGGUAUUAUGGUUCUUAAAAAAAUAAUAUUUAAUUCAAUAGCCGAAUUUCCUAAAUAUGGAUCCCAUACUCGAAACCGAUACAGCAAUGGCAGACUCACCUGGAAAAAGUGGUAAAUCUAAACAAAAGCAAAAAAAGAAAACAAGCCAACCCGAGUCACAAGCAAAUAGUCAGACUGUGAUAAGGGGAACAAGAAAAUUUGUUGUAACGAAGCCGGAUGAUCAACAGGCAGGCCCCAGUGUACCAGACGGUAAUAUACAUACAGUCCACUUUGGUACUCGAGGUGCAGAGUCCCAUCGCCCUCAUGUCAGAUCUAUUUUUAAAGAAAAGCCAGCUGACGAUUCCAGACCUUCUAGCUCUGACAGGGAAUGUGCCCCAAAAAAAGAAUACGAAACAUUUCACGGAACUUCAUCGAAACCUAGAAAUUCAAUAUUUGAUAUUUUCCGAAUAAGACGAAAAAGUGAUUCUAAAAAACAUCAGUCUCUCAUGCAGAAUGUACAGAAAGGUUCUAAAACACUUGAAUCUCCGGAAACAACUAAGAAUGAAAACUCCGCAGAAUCGAAAGAUUCUCAUAAAAAAUAUUACUACACCGUUACAGGAGUAUCAUCUAGAAAGCCAAGUACAAUUACUAGAGUUAUGGAUAUAUUUAGAAGUAAGCCAUCCACCAGUGAACAACCUAUAUCUGAAUUGGUUCGAAAGAAGUCAACAAAACAAAUCCGACGGGCUUCCCUAGACACCACUUCACCAACGUAUCAUAAAAACUCAUAUGCGGCCUUAGACCCAAUUCAAGCAAAGCAAAUAUUUAGAGAAAUUCGUGGACUACCAAAGUACGAUCCCUAUUUGUCUAUAGUUCAAAUUUCUUUAGGUGGGCGGGACAAAACUAGACUAUUAUUAAAUUUCUUUAAAUAUCACAAGUGUUAUGAAAUGUUACCUAAAUCUGCUAAAGUAAUAAUAUUCGAUACUCAAUUUUUCGUUCGUAAAACGUUUCCUACUCUCGUAUCCCAUGGCAUCAGAUCAGCACCAUUAUGGGAUGCAAAUAAGAAAUCUCUUGUUGGCAUGAUCACCGUUACGGACUUUAUUAGAAUUCUAUUAAUUCUUGAUUCAGAAAAUUUAUCAAUGGAUGAGUUAGAAAGUCAUACACUUCAUACGUGGAGAAAAUUAUUACGCAAUGUGCGAAAACCUUUGUGUAGUAUUGGCCCAGAUCAAUCGUUACAUGAAGCCAUUAAUUCUUUAAUUAAGAAUCGUGUUCAUCGAUUAUUAGUUAUCGAUCCUGUAUCGGGUGACGUUCUAUACAUAUUAUCACACAAAAGGAUUCUGAGGUUUCUGUUUGUUUAUUUAAAUGAGUUUCCUGAACUCACAUUUUUCCAGAAAAAAAUUGUUGAUUUGAAAAUUGGUACAUAUGAUAACAUUCGUUCUAUUACUGAUGAAACUACAGUAAGGGAAGCUUUUCAAAUUCUAUUAGAAAAAAAUAUAUCAGCUUUGCCUGUGUUAGAUGAUAGUGGAAAACUUAUAGAUGUGUAUGCAAAAUACGAAGUAUUAAACCUAGUGAGCGAGAAACUCUAUUUAAAUUUGUCUUUAAAAGUAGGUGAAGUAAGAACGAAAAAGAAAGACUGGGAUGAAAAAUUACAAAAAUGUUUUUCCAGUAUUACGUUGUAUGAGGCAUUAGAAAUAAUAGUAAGAACGGAGAGUCAUCGACUAUUACUUGUAAAUAACGAUGAUACGCUUAUAGGUAUUGUUUCGUUGUCCGAUAUUUUAGUAUAUUUAAAUAGAAUUAUCCCAGUUGAGAAGAAAGGUUCAUCACUUCAAGAGAUUUUUAAGCCAUUGGAAGAUAAUAAAUUCCCUGAGGCAUCUAAGGAGUGCGAAAGUGACACAUUAUCAAUUGAAGUUCCAAAUCUAAAUGCGCAAGACAACCCCAAUUCAAAAGCAGCUGAAACGAGUGAUGAUCGAAAAGAUAACGAGGAUGUUGUGUCCAAAGGGCAUAUCAAAAAAGAAAAUGGCUUAGAAAUAGAAGCAGAACCAUCUAGUCAGAGUGAUUCAAAUAAUAUUACGGAUUUAGCUUGUAAUUUAGAAGAAAAUUCCUAAUCUCAAUUUUAAUGCGGAGCAAAAUAUAAUUUUAUCUUGUUAAAAUUUGCUACUGUCCAAAGAAAUGAAUACGACUUUAACAAUACCCUUACUACGUUACAUUUAACAUGCUUUUUGCUUGUGAGUCUUGUUAAAUCAUAAAUGCUGCACUAAGAUAUACUUAUCAAGGGACUUAUUUAUUGUUUUGUUAUAAUUAUAAUUAUGUUGCUGAAAAUAAAUGGUUUAGCAAACUUA
This is a messenger RNA of Leptidea sinapis, 2671 nucleotides long. RefSeq names its product 5'-AMP-activated protein kinase subunit gamma-2-like. The record is from RefSeq and is a predicted model, not a curated record. NCBI's taxonomy places the organism in Eukaryota, Metazoa, Arthropoda, Insecta, Lepidoptera, Pieridae. The transcript has 2 exons. The coding region runs from base 413 to 2437 and encodes 674 amino acids.